AUUAAACCCCUAGCGACGUCGUCUCUCCCAUUCUCUCGCGAGUCAGUUGCGAUCCGCCGGAGAAGUCCUCGAUGUUUGUUUCAGUUCUGAGCGGCGAACGAUUCUGAUCAUCUCUCUCUGUUUCACGGCGAACCAUGGGGAAGAAUUCGAAGAAGAAGAAGGAGAAGCCAAUCCUUUCCAAAGAGGAGAAAAAUGCUAAGAAGGCGCUCAAGAAGAAGAAUCAGAAAGAGAGGGUGAAGAGUAAGACAGGAGAGGAAAGAAGCGAACCGGAGGAAGCGUGUAGAGGAAGAAGACGCACAAGCAAGCCCUAGAUCUACUGCCUCUACCUCAAAGAAGAAGAAGAUGAAGAAGAGUAACGAAAGCCCUACCUUAAAGAUCAAGAAAGCUGAGAAGAAGAGGUCAAAAAAGCUCAAGAAACUGGAGAAGUUGAGGGAGCCUCUGAUACUAACCAAGGAAGAACAAGAUAGGAUCGAUGAAUUGAAGAGUAGACCCAUCAUAGCAUGGUGGGAUUUCGAGAAUCUUUCAUAUCCUUGGGUUGGAGUGUAUAAAAUGAUUCUGAAUAAGCUCAGGCGUGAGGGCUAUACUGGUAAGCUUGAGCUCCAUGCCAUUGUGGGGUACAAGGGUGAUAAAGAGCCUAAACAGGACAAGACUUUCACAAUGCAUUACGGUGACCUUAAUCCUAGACCAACCAAGGGAACCAAGGGUGAUCAGAAAGCAGACAAUCAUAUGAGAAAACUGAUCCUCAGAACACGCUUCUCAUCACAAAUGACAACGGUUUCAGGGAGGAAUUGGAUUUGUUGAGAGCCGCUGGACACGGUGUCUUGUUGGCUACUAUGCAAAAGUCUCUGAUUAUCAAAGCGGGAAGCCACAAAGUCUGGUUCUGGAAACACGAGAUUGUCCAACAAGACUAAGUACAAAUCUAGGGAGAAGCAACGAAAGCAGAACAUGCAAGCGAGGAUAGAGAGAAAACGGCAACAUGCACAUAUCUUUUUAGUUUCUCUGUCUUUGUUGCAAUGUCGCUGAUAAUCUUUCUAAGAAACACAAAGUAGAUAGCCACUUGUUCUUUUUUUUUGUUGUUGUUUGUUUGUUUGUCAGCAGCCACUUGUUCUUGAUGUAAAAAAUCACCGUGAGAAACUGAGAAAGUAUAGGUCGGAUUCAUGGAAGAUCAGAGAAUGAAAAGGAUGAAAAUUUCUUGGAA
Brassica oleracea var. oleracea is the source of this 1198-nucleotide messenger RNA. RefSeq lists its product as uncharacterized. The transcript has 4 exons. The record is from RefSeq and is a predicted model, not a curated record. The coding region runs from base 343 to 801 and encodes 152 amino acids. NCBI's taxonomy places the organism in Eukaryota, Viridiplantae, Streptophyta, Magnoliopsida, Brassicales, Brassicaceae.